AUGUCGUACCCAGGGUCAGGAUCCUGCGGGAUCCUGCUUUCUGAAAACAUUGCCUGCAGUACCCCGAUCCUGGCCAUCCUGUCUAUCCUGUUCAUAAUUCUCUCCACUAUCGCCUUGUCCCUCAACACCCUACCAGAGCUCCAGGUGCUAGAUGAGUUCGGCCAGGCCAACGACAACCCCCAGCUGGCCCAUGUAGAAGCCAUCUGCAUCGCCUGGUUUACCAUGGAGUACCUCCUCCGCUUCCUCUCUUCACCCGACAAGUGGAAGUUCUUCAAAGGUCCCCUGAACAUCAUUGACCUGCUGGCCAUCCUCCCUUACUACGUCACCAUCUUCCUGACGGAAUCCAACAAGAGCGUUCUACAGUUCCAGAACGUCCGGCGUGUGGUGCAGAUAUUCCGGAUCAUGAGAAUAUUGAGGAUUCUGAAGCUGGCCAGGCAUUCCACAGGGCUGCAGUCUCUAGGUUUCACCCUGAGGAGGAGUUACAACGAGCUGGGCCUGCUCAUCCUCUUCCUUGCCAUGGGCAUUAUGAUCUUCUCCAGCCUCGUCUUCUUCGCCGAGAAGGACGAAGACGCCACCAAGUUUACCAGCAUCCCCGCCUCCUUCUGGUGGGCCACUAUCACUAUGACUACGGUGGGUUACGGUGACAUCUACCCUCAGACUCUGCUGGGUAAGAUAGUCGGGGGUCUCUGCUGUAUUGCCGGGGUGUUGGUCAUCGCUCUGCCCAUCCCCAUUAUCGUCAACAACUUCUCUGAGUUCUACAAGGAGCAGAAGAGGCAGGAGAAGGCCAUAAAGAGGCGGGAGGCUCUAGAGAGGGCCAAGAGGAAUGGUAGUAUCGUCUCAAUGAACCUGAAGGAAGCGUUCGCCCGGAGUAUGGAGCUGAUGGAUGUAGUCGUGGAGAAAGGAGGAGAGGGCAACCACCUGUCCCCCAGCCGCUGGGCCGGCACACCCAAAUACGUCGCCUCUAACACCAGUCUUCAUUCUACGGAUAAGACGUUCCCCGAAUCCAUCCUCCUGGGGUCCACCCACCGCAUCACCAUCACCACCAGCAGCAGCCCCCAGCGACGAGGCGGUACCUCUCAGCUUCUUAACGCUCAGAACCUAGAAACCAUGUACAACCAGAUGGCCAGGUCUCAGUCCUUCACCAACCUCAACACUUCCUGUUCCCUGAGCACCAUGAGCACCUCAACCGGCUUCACCGCCACGACAACCCCAGAGUUGCAGCAGCAUCAGCACCCGGGGUCCCCUCCUGCCCCGGCCCCGACCUUACAGAAAGUAGAACUGGAGAUGCACGAAGUCCCCCUGCCCAGCAUGGAUAGCAUCGCCAGCUGCAGGGACGAUUUUGGGGAAGGCUCUGUAUAUGGAAGGAAGUUCCCUCCGUCUCUGGACCUCCUCCCAGAGUCGAGGGUCGAUGACGUCCUAAGCCCCCAAGAUGCCACCCUCCUCAAAGACAGGAUGUAUAGGUUUGUUCCCUAUGACCAAGAUGGUGCCACAAAGUCCCCCAGAGACGACACAGAGAGCUUCAACAGAACUGUCGAGAACUUCCGGAACUCCCUGAGAGGCAGCAUCAACCCUGUCGUCAAGGGAACCAAAGGGUUAAAGGUCAUUUUUAUCGAGGGCCCCCCUACCGAGGUUCCCCCGACGCCACCCAGCACCACCUCACCCCAGGACAUUAGCUCCAGCCUCCUGGAGGAUGAGUCCCCUGAAGGGGAGACCACACCGCUCCUCCCCAGCACAGAGGCCCUUGACCUGGGCACAGAAGACGAGAUCUUCCCCCUAUCCCCGGAGAGGCUGAUGGUAGUGGUGGACACCCCGCCAGGGGACGAGGACACCCCGGACCAGAGUCUCGGGGGUCAAGGGUUGACCAACGAGGAGAACCACGAGGAGAAGAACCUGAUGGAGACAGCGGGAGCGGCAGGAGGGGCAUCGGCGGGGAACUGCACCCAGGGUGUGAUGGGGGGAGGGGCAAGUGGGGAGGGUAAGGUCGACAUCAACCAAAGUGGACACAAAGCAGAGAACCACAUGGUCACUCCAGAGAUCCCCCUGAUAACCGGGGACAGCAGUAUGUCCCCAACCUGUGAAACCAGCAUGUAA
Messenger RNA from Salvelinus namaycush (lake trout), 2091 nucleotides. Its product is annotated as potassium voltage-gated channel subfamily B member 2-like. Lineage: Eukaryota; Metazoa; Chordata; Actinopteri; Salmoniformes; Salmonidae. Gene Ontology annotation, molecular function: delayed rectifier potassium channel activity. Gene Ontology annotation, biological process: potassium ion transmembrane transport. Gene Ontology annotation, cellular component: membrane; voltage-gated potassium channel complex. The record is from RefSeq and is a predicted model, not a curated record. The transcript has 6 exons. The coding region runs from base 1 to 2091 and encodes 696 amino acids.